Molecule: messenger RNA, 4792 nt
Organism: Metopolophium dirhodum (rose-grain aphid)
Lineage: Eukaryota; Metazoa; Arthropoda; Insecta; Hemiptera; Aphididae
Gene: cv-c
Product: rho GTPase-activating protein 7
Exons: 20
Coding region: 492-4457 (1321 amino acids)
Biological process (GO): signal transduction; regulation of Rho protein signal transduction; actin cytoskeleton organization
Molecular function (GO): GTPase activator activity; lipid binding
Source: RefSeq, a predicted model, not a curated record
CUGGUUUCCCACUCGCCCGGCUGUUGGUAUACCGAACGCCCGUCAGUUGCCCGUUGUGCGUGCGGCACGAAGUGUAAUACGGAUCGUAUACUAAUCAUUUAUUUUACAUAAUAUUUGGGUUUACGACUGUAUACGAUACACCGUUCGUCGUGUUCGACACUGUCGUCGUUGUCGUUGUGUAUUAUUUUUUUUUUUCGACAACUAACGUUCUUAACGAUUUUUUUCCUCGCGUGUGACGUGCGAAACUUACGCGUAUGUAGCAGAUUUCCGCCGGACUCGUCUGCCCAUAAACAUAACGUCAUGAUAUAUCUACGGACAGCACGUCGGACGGUACGAUAACGUACGAAUAUCAUUGUCGUUAUCGGAAUGUUGUCACGUUCGACAGCCUUGCAAAAUCAAUUGCUUUCGGAUAAUGAAUUCAAAACGAAGAGCAUGAAAUAAUUAUAUAGUGAUUAUAAUUGUGAAUAUUUAGGACGGCAGAUUUUGUUUCGAUGGCUUCCGACGAGUUAACCACACGAUUUGAUCCGUACCAGGAGAUGGAGAACUAUUUAGAAAAAGUUGCUGAAGAGCUUGAUGAAGUCUUCAACCAGUUGUCCAAGAAAUCCGCAGAGCAACCACGAAAGCUUGCGACGAACUGGCCGCCGAAAGGUAGCAGCAAUGAAGCAAAUAAAGACGAUCGUUGCAACGCAGAAAAUGGCGACUACUUGACGGACAACUUUGGUGGUCGGUUCGAUGACGUUAUUCUAGAAUUGCAAUUACCGGAACGGAUUGUUUGCCAGGCAUGUGCUGAAGGAAUAGACGAAAAGGUGUAUUUCGGUGAUAACUGCGGCAGUGGUGUUUUUUCUGACAACAUGCGUUACCGCCUGUCGCCAACCAAACGAAAACGGUGUCGUUCUCGAUCUUUGGAUCAAAGUAGCCUACAAUUGCCAGACUGUUAUGAAGACAAGUCAGCUGUGCUGCUCAAAGUCAAGGUACUCAACACCACUCCACCCGCGCCCGUUCGCCGGUCGUCUCUUAACCGAUUUCAAACGAUCAUCGCACAACAACAGAAACAGUUUGAACGACAGGACAGUAACGGAGGUCCUCACCUGGAAGUGGCCACGCAGACGUCGCCGACUUGUAGUAUGUCUUCGAGCUUCACGUGGUUCUCUGAUCGUUCGGACACGGGUAACUGUUCUUCAGCUGAAGAAGAAGCCGUGACACCGUGUAGUUCAACCGACGAUUCGGUGACCGACCAUCACAUCAGUUGCGGAUCUUCGACCGAAUCGUCCGUCACCCCUCCUGGACGGUCCGACGAACCCGAAUCCGGUAUUGGAACUGCAUCGCCACCACACCACCGGUAUUCAAAAUCGGGAAACCAGAAAUGCAGAAGGAAAGAGACGUGGGAGAGGCUGCAGAGACGACACGCCGACCGUCGGGCGACCAUCAAAUACACGGAACAACCGGUGUGGGUACCCCCCACAGUGGAAAAUAUAAACGACCAAUAUCAUCGGCCAGCAACGCGACCGAAUCGGUUGCCUUUGACUAGUGAAUCCGGAUUUCCGGUGAAAAACGUCAUCUCUUACGAGUUGCCCAGCCCAACAGCUGUUUCAUUGGACGGCGGUGGAGAAGUCACCCAAGAAUUGGCGAGUGCCUGCAAAAGCUCGUCUGCUCCACAUCUCAUAAAAUCCACUCAGACGCUGCCUCACAGGACCAAAUAUACUGGCGGAUCGGAGGAUUGGAAACAUCACAAAUGUCACUCGGAACGAUACUUAGCAGAAAUAGAAGCCAAAGAAGCGUGUAAAUGGCUAAGAGCCGCCGGAUUUCCACAGUACGCGCAAAUGUAUGAAGAUUUGCAAUUUCCCAUAGACGUGAACGGCGUACAAAAAGACCAUCCGUUUCUAGACCUAGACUCGUUACAAUCGUUGUUCAGGAGACUGCACGCUUUGAACCGUUGCGCAAACAUGAAAUUGGAUUUUGUGCCAAAACACGCAGGUGACGACUCUGACUCCGAGGGGGAAUGCGCGCUGAGCGAGAACUGGACGUUCCAGAGGGAGUCGAGGAGGUGGUCCAGGGUGGACGACAUCGUCAACACGGCGGUGAUGCUGCAGCAGCAGCUGCAACCGCCGUCGCCCGUCGACCACCAUCAGCAGCAGCAAAACCACGACCUCCAACCAUCGCAACAGGGUGUUGGAGGCAAGUUUGGCAGUAACACGAUGCCACAGCCACCGGUGCAGUCUGCCGAGCAGCUGCAGGCGGCGGCUGCAGCGGCGGUGGCGGCCGAUGCGUCGGACGCGGCACUGAUCUCGCGAUUCCGGCGAUCGGGCAGCGAGCGGAUCAGGGACGGCGCCAAAGCCAUCCUGCGCCGGGUGGAGAGCCUGAAGACGAGACGUCGGAAACAGCGCAACCGCGACGGCGUAGUCAUCGGUUCACCGCAGAUCAUUGACAUGGCUUCGAUGCAACAACGGAUGAAGGAACUUAACUGCGUGGACGUGACACCGCCGGAUUCGCCGGUGACCGACGACCACAUUAAGGCCAAACGGUUCUUGGCCAAGCCCGAGUCGCUGGACUCGCUGGCAUAUUCCGAUUCAGAACUGUCGUGGAGAAACGAGUACACGGACGCCAACAGCAAUAACACCAAGCCACUGCUGGAUUUCAUGGCCUUUGACGGGAGUAACGAAUUCUCAUCUCCCAACGGCAGUCAAGAUAGCCGCACGUACAAAAACAAAUACAACGACAGCGUGGAUUCGGUUUCGAGCGCAGUGCAAGACAGCGACCAAGAUCUAACCAUCAAAUCAAAGGGGUCAGUUGUUCGGUGGCAUAGUUUUCAAAAGACCAAACAUCGGCCGAAUGCCUUGGCCGGACAGAUGGUCGGGUCGCUCACGGUUGGCCAGCUGUUGGUGUUGCGGAAGUUCGCUCUUCUCAAGCUUACCGCCAUCAUGGAACGGUAUUGUCCGACACACCGGACCGGAUGGAACUGGGAACUGCCCAAGUUUAUGCGCAAAACCAAAAUGCCCGAUCCAAAAGAUAAAACCGUUUUCGGAGUUCCGCUGAUCGCCAACGUGCAAAAAUACGGUUCGGCACUGCCACCGUUCGUCCAGUCUGCUUUUCGGUGGCUCGAAGACAACGCUCUCGACCACGUGGGGUUGUUCCGGAAGCCCGGCGUCAAAUCCCGAAUACAGCGCCUAAAGCAACUGGCCGAAGCCGACCCGGAGGACGUGAAGUUCGAAAACCAUCAGGCCUACGACGUGGCCGACAUGGUGAAGCAAUACUUCCGCGAGUUACCGGAGGCCUUGCUUACCAACAAACUGUCCGAGAGUUUCAUCGCCAUUUUUCAACACGUUCCGGUGUACUUGCAAAAGGAAGCGGUCCAUUACACGGUGCUGCUGUUGCCCGACGAACACCGCGAAGCCCUGUUCGCGCUGCUCGACUUCCUGUUCCGGGUGUCGUCCAGGAGCAACGUGAACCAGAUGUCCGCCAGCAACCUGGCCGUGUGUUUGGCCCCGUCGCUGUUCCACCUCGGGAACGCCGGUUCCUGGUCGUCGUCGCACCCGCACGGCGGCUCCGCGCCGUCCAGCCCGGUCACGUCGCACAACCGUUCGUCGUCCGUGUCGCCACGCCGGAACCACCAUCAGUCGCCUGCCGCCUCCGCCGCCACCAUGGGUCUGCCCGAUUCCAAGCAGCUGGGACAGAACAAGGCGGCGCACGACUGCUUGCUGUUUCUCAUCAAGCACUACCGUCAACUGUUCGCCAUGUCAGAUGACGUCAUGAGUCAGUGUCACUUCAGCUAUAUGGACGAAAGCAUACCAAUAAGCCUGGAAGAACUAGGAGCGGAAAUGGGUCACGACUGGAGAGGAUACCUGAACGUGUGUACGUCGGCGUUGCUUAAAGAAGCUAAAGACAAGAACAGGGGAUGGAUGGCCGUGGGCAGUUUCGAGAACGUCGACAUAUCGUACAAGAAGGUCGGCGACGGACACCCGUUGCGGCUGUGGCGGGUGUGCACGGAAGUAGAGGCGCCACCCGCCGAGGUGCUCGCCCGGAUCCUGUGGGAGAGGCACGUGUGGGACGCCGACCUGGUGUCGGCCAGGGUGGUGGCCAAGAUGGACGCGCGCGCCGACCUGUACCAGUACGCGGACGCGGCGAUGGCCCCGCAUCCGGCCAAGGACUAUUGCGUGGCCAGGUCGUGGCGAACCGAUCUCAACCGGGGCGGUUGCGCGGUCGUCGAGACGUCCGUCGAACACCCGGACGCCAAGCAGCCGGCGGCGGGCGCGGUCCGUGGCAUCGUGCUCGCCUCCAGGUACCUGAUCGAACCGUGUGGUUCGGGCCGGUCCCGAGUGCUGCAUUUGUCGCGAGUCGACACAAAGGGCAGGACGUGCGAGUGGUACAACAAGAUAUACGGACACAUCACUUCGAAAUAUUUGUCGGCGAUACGAAAAUCUUUCGAACACUCUGCCGACGGCCCCGAGAGCAAAGUAUGACUCGGGCGCCGAUUAUUAUUGGUUUUUCGUUUUUUUAAUAAUAAUAUAUUGUUGUUGUUAUUAUUGUCGUUAUUAUAUAAUAUUAAUUAAUCGUUCGCCCGCAAACGAUUUCCGCGCGUCUGCGACGACACAACACAAUUGUAAUAAUAUAAUAUUUUAUUAAUAAUUAUUAAUAGGUACCUAUGUAAUAUAUCAUUAAAUAUUGUACAUAGUUAAGUGUUAUGUUAUGAGUGUUAUACGAUAAUCGGACGACGAGUCGCGAUGAUGAUAGACGCGUUCAAAUAUUAUAUAUUUGUAUCAUUGUAUUAUUAAAUAAUUUUUUAUUAUUAUCAUUA